AUGCCUUCUUCUACGCCUUCUGGCAGCGUGCGCCCGUUUCCUACCAUCAAACAUGUCCGCACAUUCAUUACACAAGGCCCCGGAAGCGGCGGAGACUACCACAAUGUUGCGGGCGGACAUUGGCUGAUUGACAGCAAAAUCUCUACCCCCAUGAGCCAGUAUGAGGAGUAUCGCAAGUCGAGAACGAGCUGGGGAAUCAACGUCCUGGGCUCUUUCUGUGUGGAGCUUGAGGCCAGUGAUGGCACUAAAGGCUUUGCUACUGGCUUUGGAGGGCCACCGGCAUGCUGGCUGGUAGCUGAGCACUUUGAGCGUUUCUUGAUCGGCCAAGAUCCCAGAGAUACAAACCACAUGUUUGAGCAAAUGUACCGUGCUUCCAUGUUUUACGGUCGCAAGGGUCUCCCCGUCGCCGUCAUCUCCGUAAUCGAUCUUGCCAUAUGGGAUCUCCUCGGCCACAUUCGCAACGAACCCGUAUACAAGAUGUUAGGUGGAUCAACUCGGGAGAGGCUCAACUUCUACUGCACUGGUCCUGAGCCAGCAGCAGCAAAGGAGAUGGGUUUCUUCGGCGCAAAGGUACCACUACCUUAUGGACCUGGCGAGGGUGUGGAGGGUCUUAAGAAGAACGUAGAGUUCCUGACUAAGCACCGUGAAAGCGUUGGGCCAGACUUUCCUCUCAUGGUUGACUGUUACAUGAGUCUGAACGUACCAUAUACCAUCGAAGUAGUCAAAGCGACUGAGCAUCUCAACCUGAACUGGUGGGAAGAAUGCUUAUCCCCUGACGAUUCGGACGGCUUCGAGCAGAUCAAGCGCGCUCAUCCACGCAUGAAGUUCACCACAGGCGAACACGAAUACUCGCGAUAUGGUUUCAGAAAACUCAUCGAGGGCCGCAACCUAGACAUCCUGCAGCCCGACGUCAUGUGGGUCGGGGGUAUGACUGAACUCCUCAAGAUUUCGGCUAUGGCUGCUGCAUAUGAUAUCCCUGUGGUCCCUCAUGCAAGCGGCCCAUACUCUUACCACUUUGUGGUGUCUCAGGCCAAUUGCCCAUUCCAAGAGUAUUUGGCGAACUCGCCGGAUGGCAAGUCCGUCUUGCCUGUCUUUGGCAACCUCUUCACCAAUGAGCCCAUCCCCAGCAAGGGCUAUCUCGAUGUCAAGACUCUCGAUCUCCCUGGUUUUGGUCUCGAACUGAACCCUAAUGCGGGAUUGAUCGACGCCACUCGUAUCCUGAACCCUGCGCCACAAAAGGCGUUGAAGCCUGCCGAACCCGAGAAGCAGACAGAAACAAAUGGACAAUCGUGA
Molecule: messenger RNA, 1293 nt
Organism: Pyrenophora tritici-repentis Pt-1C-BFP
Lineage: Eukaryota; Fungi; Ascomycota; Dothideomycetes; Pleosporales; Pleosporaceae
Product: L-alanine-DL-glutamate epimerase and related enzyme enolase superfamily
Biological process (GO): carbohydrate catabolic process
Molecular function (GO): L-rhamnonate dehydratase activity; magnesium ion binding
Source: RefSeq, a predicted model, not a curated record